This is a messenger RNA of Oryza brachyantha (malo sina), 681 nucleotides long. Its product is annotated as putative coatomer subunit beta'-3. The transcript has 5 exons. Gene Ontology annotation, molecular function: protein binding. The record is from RefSeq and is a predicted model, not a curated record. NCBI's taxonomy places the organism in Eukaryota, Viridiplantae, Streptophyta, Magnoliopsida, Poales, Poaceae. Gene Ontology annotation, biological process: intra-Golgi vesicle-mediated transport; intracellular protein transport; endoplasmic reticulum to Golgi vesicle-mediated transport. Bases 6 to 422 code for a protein of 138 amino acids. Gene Ontology annotation, cellular component: COPI vesicle coat.
UUGACAUGCAUGGCCUAACAUAUCAAAUAAAAUUCAACCCCAGGGAUGCACAUAAGUUUGUUGUUGCAAGCUUGAUGAAUGCACAGGUUUGGAAUAUCCGUUCUUCCCGUCAUGAAUUCACAUUGUCUGGGCAUGGAUCCUUGGUGAAUUCUUUUGAUUACUUCACUCACGGCAAUCAGCUGUAUAUGAUAACUGGUUCAUGGGACAAAACAGCCAAGAUCUGGGACUGCCAGAGAAGGACUUGUGUUCAAACACUAUUAGGGCACAUGGAUUGUAUUACCUGUGUUUGUUCCCAUCCAGAUCUUCCAAUACUACUUACAGGUUCAAAUGAUGAGACAGUUCGUGUGUGGAAUUCUGGAAUUCUACUACCUUCAAGCUUGAGGGUGUACUGGACUUUGAGCACGGAAAAGUUGCAGCUAUAGUUUGCUUGAAGGGUUCAAAACGAGUUGUGAUCGGACACGAUGCUGGAUUAGUAAUUACUGAAAUUUGCCGUCAAAAGCCUGGUCCUAGCAACAAAUAAUUAAGAAGAUCCAAAGUUCCAAACUGUUAAUGUCGAGGCAAAUUGGAUAGAGACAGAGAUGCACUGCAUUAAACUCAUUCAGUAGACCAGUAAGAAAUUUUGAACUGCAUUUAACUCAUUCGUAACUUGUGGAGAGGGGACUUGGAUAACCAGGGUCUGAA